AUGGCACGGUCAGCGCCGCUUCUGCUGGCCGUUGUGGCCCUGAUGGUUGGCUCCAUCUCGGCUCAGGUCUCAAACCCAAGCUUCGAAAGCCCAGACGUUGUACAAGGCGAUGGCACCACCCCUGCUGCUGACUGGACUGGUGGCGUCACCAUUCAGCCCGGCGUGGGCACGUUCCAGAACCAGCACCAAUCCCAGGUGCUUCGUCUCGAGUCCGGCACCUCCAGCUUCCAAGACAUCGCCCUGGUUUACGAGACAGACACCGUGUACAUGCUGACCGUCUCUGUGGCUCGUGCGGGCGCCUUCCCUGGCGCCACGUUGUCGCUGCAAACCUCCAAUGGCGACACUGUGUCCUCCGAGUCCAUCAUCGAGGCGCAGCUGAACAACGCAGAGUUCAUCGACUUCAGCACCCAGGCGAUGCUGGACGCUACGCAAGUCGACCUCAUUGGCCAAGUUGCCCGCGUCCGUUUCGGUGCGUUGACUGUCAAUGGAAGUGGGAGGCAGGAAACGUUAAGCCUUGAGCGUCUCGUGCAUGUACAAGGCCCGCAGCGCAUCCUCACUUGCCUGAACUUUCACCUUUUAACCCUACUCUACCUUCGAGCCAUCUACAGCUGA
Messenger RNA from Salpingoeca rosetta, 612 nucleotides. RefSeq lists its product as uncharacterized. The transcript has 7 exons. The record is from RefSeq and is a predicted model, not a curated record. Bases 1 to 612 code for a protein of 203 amino acids. NCBI's taxonomy places the organism in Eukaryota, Choanoflagellata, Craspedida, Salpingoecidae.